This is a messenger RNA of Closterium sp. NIES-67, 1599 nucleotides long. The record is from the annotation of a GenBank genome assembly. Lineage: Eukaryota; Viridiplantae; Streptophyta; Zygnematophyceae; Desmidiales; Closteriaceae.
UUUUACAACUCGAAUGUCAAGUCGUCGUUUGCGUGUCGCAUGUGUUUUUCUAUUUUGUCGAGUGUGAAGUGUCCAUCGCGUCGCAGGUGUGCGCAGCAAGCCCCCAUCAACUCAAGAAGAAUUUAUCUUGAAGAACCAAGACCAAGAGCUCAAGAUUUCAAGCCCAAGGGACGCGGAUAAAUAUUAAAUAGUGAAAAUAGUAACGCUACUUCGUGUAGUGUUACAUUUCACUUAGUGUAGCCCCUUGGAGGGUUUGUUUUGUGACUCUUCGUGGUUGGGGACUCUGUGGUGGUGUACCACCAACCUGGACCUCGGCUCUUGGGGUAUGUAGAGGCUGGGAACCAUCUCCCUCUCGAAUUCUUCUUCCUAAGUUUUUGUACUCCUAAGACCAUAGUGGCUGCUGUACCUCCUGCCAAAAUUCUUCGACUUGUUGACACGGCUCGAAGGAGCUGACCUAAACUACAGUGACCUUCAAAAGAAGACCAAGCUGCUGGCCUUGCUUCCGGACUCAUGGUCCUCGCUCAUCAUCAACCUAAAUCGAGAUCUGCCCCGCCUCUCGCUCGAAGAUGUGAAGCGGGAAAUCUUACAAGAAGAUUUCCGCCGUCGUGAAUUGGCGGGUACCGAUGGUGCCGGAGUUGCAAGCAUGGGCCGUGGGCACGGCCGUGGAAGGGGCAGAGGGCGAGGAGGAAGAUUUGGCAGCAGCAACUUCAAUGGAGGCCGUGGUAAUGGAGGAUAUGGCAGCAACAACAACAACAAUGGCUACGGGCGUGGGCGCGGUCGAUUUUAUGGCGAAUGCCACUUUUGCCACAAGACCGGCCACAUGUGGAGAGAUUGCUACAGAUUGCCGGAUGGAUGGACCCCUUCUCAAGGCCAAGAGGGCAGAGGAGCAAGGGGAGGAAGAGGCAGAGGUCGUGGAGGCCGUGGCAUGUGAAUCCAAGGAGAGUGGUGCAGCAGCCAAAGGUGGUGGAAAUGAUGAGGAGAAUCAUAAGAUCAGCAAAGCAGCAGCGGCGAAGGAGAAAGGAGAGAGCUUGUGGGGCACAAUUGCGAGUGCCGCUUUCUCCCACCCGACUUCCGCUACGGGAGAGUGUGAUUGGCUGACCUUGCAUCGGCGAAUGGGGCAUGUGGCAUUGCCCAUUUUGCAGCAGAUAGUCAAGCAAGACAUGGUCAGUGGGAUACGUGUCAAGGGGGAGCCCAAUGAGGUGCUUGGCUGUCCAACAUGCAUGCAAGCCAAGUUCACCCGCUACCCGUUCCAUAGCUCGGAGACAACGGCGAAGGCACCACUUGAUGAGGUGGUGAUGGAUGUGGUGGGCCCCUUGAAGCUUGGAGCUGCUGGAGCUGAGUACUUCCUCACCAUUGUGGACGUCUACACUCGCAUGACUUGGGUGUAUGUGCUGCCCAAGAAGAGUGACGUGGCUGAAACGGUGAAGACCGAUUGGUUGCCGAUGGUGGAGCGGCAACAAGACCGGCUUGUGAAGGCGAUUCGCACUGACCGUGGGGGAGAGUUCCUGAGCAAGGACUUCUCAACUUGGCUGAAGAAGCAGGGCAUAAGGCACUCUCUUACCAUGCCCUAAUCUCCUGCAAUGAACGGCAUUGCCGAGC